Chrysemys picta bellii (western painted turtle) is the source of this 2344-nucleotide messenger RNA. NCBI's taxonomy places the organism in Eukaryota, Metazoa, Chordata, Testudines, Emydidae. The record is from RefSeq and is a predicted model, not a curated record.
CCUUAGGUCUCCUGCUGAGUAGCUUUGCAAACACAGCAGGGGUGGGGGUGACGGAAGAGAGCAAACUUCUGCUCCGCCAGAGGAGGCUCAGGGCCCCUGGAGAGGUGCCUGCAAGGACCUCGCUCACCUGGCCGCCUCCUCUCCCCUCCAGCAGAGGCGCCCACCUGGACAGGUGGUUGAGAUGGCGCGUGACCUGCUGGCAGGCCCACGGAGUGGGGCGGACCGGAGCUGAGGGCUGCUGCCUGCUUCCCCGCCCCUGCGCUGGGCGCCCCGUGCUACCUUUGGGCCCUGGCAGAGUGGCAGAAUGGCUCUAGCGGACGGCUGCCCGUCAUCGCCCUGGUUCUGCGGUGGGCAGUGACGGGGUGAAGGCGCCUGGGACAGAGGGACCUCGGGGCUGGUUCCUGGACUCGCUGUGUGUCGGGAAGAGAGCCCUGCCGGGGAAGCGCUGCUCUGCCCUGGACAGUACCAGUCUGCUCCCUGGCACCAUGGCCCAGGACAUAGACACGGACGCACUGUUGGACCUGAGCUUCUUGACGGAGGAAGAGCAGGAGGCCAUUGUGGAGGUGCUGAGUAGGGACUCGCGGCUCCGGGUGCUGGAGGAGGGACGCAUCAGCAAACUGCGCGAGUCCGUUUCUGAUCCCAACCAGCUGAAGGUCCUGACCGGGGACUGGUUCUGUGAUGUCCGCUCCAAGCGGCACCGGCACAAUCACUUUGGUUCUGAUCUCGUCCGGGCCUCCAUCCGCAGGAAGAAGAAACCCAAAGGUGAGCGGGAUCCGAAGCGCAGUGCCAGCGUGGGGGACCUGGAGGUGAUCAGUGAGCCAGCGUCCGAGGAGGAGGGCCCGUUUGAGGUGCCAGAUGGUGAGGACAGGCUUCCCCAAGAGGCUGUUCAUCAGCUCCCCCAGCCCACAGAGACUCAGGAGAACGCAAUCCAGUCUAGCAAGCAGGAGCCGGAGGGCAAGGCAGAGAGCACCAACCCGUUCUACCCGCUGAACGCAGAGGAAGAAGAGGCGAAGACUGAUCCGUCCCCAAACAGCCUCGUCACAGGACAGAGUAAUGGGGCCUUUCAGAACGGCCAGGAAGCCAGUACCACGUCACCCCCAAAGAGCAACAGCGCGGACCCCGUGAAUAAACUGAUGAGCUCCUCUGUCUCCAGCCUCAGCUCGUCCACGCUGAGCGGCAGUAUGAUGAGCCUGUACAGUGACAGUGACGUGGGGAACGUGGAGGUGCGCGGCUGCGUCCAGUUCGCCCUGCAGUACGAGGCCAAGAAGAAGGAGCUGCAGAUCCGGGUCAUCCAGUGCCGGGACCUGGCCGAGGCCAAGAAGCAGAGAUCGGACCCGUAUGUCAAGAGCUACCUCCUGCCGGACAAAUCCAACCAAGGCAAGCGCAAAACGGCUGUCAAGAAGCGGAGCCUGGACCCCAUCUUCAACGAGACCCUCAAGUACAAGAUCGAGCAGGCGGAGCUGCCGGGCCGGAUCCUGAACCUGUCCGUCUGGCACCACGACGCCUUGGGGCGAAACCUCUUCAUGGGGGAGGUCGAGGUCGAGCUCAGCUCCUGGGACUGGAGCAACACGGGCCCAGCGUGGUUCAACCUGCAGCCCAGGCUGCGGGUCUUGCCCGACGUUCUCGGCAGCAGGGGCAAGCUGCUCUUCGCGCUGAAGUUUAUCCCCGUGGGCACUGAAGGGGCUGGGCUCCCUCCCACGGGGGAGCUGCACAUCUGGGUGAAGGCAGCGCAGAGCCUCAUGCCCAUCCGGAGCGGCACCGUGGACUCCUUCGUUCAGUGCUACGUCCUGCCUGAUGACAGCAAGACGAGCUGCCAGAAGACGCGGGUGGUGAAGCGGAGCCUGAGCCCCAUGUUCAACCACACCAUGGUGUACGACGGCUUCCAGGCCAAGGACCUGAGCGAGGCCUGCGCCGAGUUCACUGUCUGGGAGCACGAGACCUUCUCCAAGCAGCAGCUGGGCGGCAUCCGGCUGAGCCUGGGCACAGGAAGUAGCUACGGGCUCCCGGUCGCAUGGAUGGACUCCACGGAGGAGGAGCGGCAGGUCUGGGAGAGCCUGCUGGCGGAGCCCCGCCAGUGGGUAGAAGCGCUGCUGCCCCUGCGGACAAACCUCACCCCCCGGACAUAGCCCCUCGCGCCGGUGCUGGCUCUGAACGCCUGCCCCGGCCCCUGUUUCAGGGGGACUGGGAGCCCAGCUGCCCUGGCUGGGAAUGGCUGGGCCUGGACAUAUUGGCUACAGUGGAACCGAGCUGCCAGGGCUUUCCUUGUGUGACUGUACAGAAAAUAAACCCUGCCGCAGCCACGCGGGCUUGGGCGAGCCGCCGGGCUGCGGGAGAUCUGUGCUCA